Prunus armeniaca (apricot) is the source of this 2322-nucleotide messenger RNA. The record is from the annotation of a GenBank genome assembly. Lineage: Eukaryota; Viridiplantae; Streptophyta; Magnoliopsida; Rosales; Rosaceae.
AUGGCUGCGCUUCCCCAUGUAUCUGAAGUAGAGGCAUCGGAGGGCCUUUGGCCAACACCCCCCGGGUGUGGUCUAUUUACUCAAAUCUGUAUUACAGGAAUCGAGGAAGACAGAGAAGGAAGAUCGAAGGUUGAAGGAUCUAGAAGCGAAUAUUCUCCCGUGAGAUUAUUUGCACAAACAUUUGGUGCUUUCAUUGAGAGCACGAGUUAUACUCAACGCAUGCUCAAGGAAUCCGUUCCUCAUAUUUUCCAAUCCACCGAAGCCUUCCAAACAACCAUGGUUGGAAGCAAGCGCACAAGGAGUAAAACCGCCGCGAUGGCUCAAUCCGUGACGGCCCAAAGCCACUCCACCCACGAUCCCGCGAUCAACAUGGUGGCACCACCACCUCUCGCCACCGUGCCACCUACCGGACCCGCGACCGAAUCUAGCAACCUCCGUGGCACCGCCGCCGAACAUGGUGGAACCUCCCAUCAAGGUGGGCUCGUUACCACCACCGACUUAGGCCCGGUCUUGGAGCAACUUCAAGUGUUCCCUCCAUUGCCUCCACGCUCGACACACGCUCUCGCGUACACCUCCAGUGAAACCCUAGCCCGUGUGCAAUUGGGCUCCACACGCUUCUCUCCUCCCGAUCCACAAAGUCAAGCAGAUCUCAACCUGAGAGUUGACCAGCUAGCUCAGAGAGUGGACGACCAAAACGCUCUUAUGAGGCAGCUCCUUAAUCAAAUAAGCGUGGCUCAAAAUCUUGGCCUUGGACAACCAGGCGAAGUGAGAAGAAUAGACGAACGCACCGGUGGGCAGCUCAACGGGCACCAAGCGGGUCGAGCAGGAGCGAGCAGACAAGGGGAUGCACAACCACGUGAUCAGCUUGCCGACAUGUCGCGAGCAUCUGCAAGCCACACACAAAGCAACGUGCGAGAAAGGCUCGGCCCACGACUUGACGUCCGUGCUCGCCUGGGCCCGCAGGGGAAUGUACUUCAAAGGCUAGGCUCCCAGGGAGAUCAAACUGACAAUCGCCGCAAUGAGAAUCGUGAAGAGAGGCGCUCCGCUGCCCACUCGCAGAGAAAUAUUCACGAAAGGCUAGGCCCCCAGGGAGGUCAACCCGGUAACCCUCGCAAUGAGGAUCGUGAAGAGAGGCACUCCAUUGCCCCCUCUCAGAGAACCAACUCUCGCCGUCAAGCUGCAGAAAAUCCCUCGCAAUCGCAGUCCACCAACACGCCUCCUAGGCAGCGCGGACGAGAGGACCGACCCUUGCAGACCAACGAGGAGGUCAAUCAGCGUCGCCCGAAUCGCAAAAGUUGCCAACGUGAUCGACCAGCAAUGCGCGCGGAAGACGUGGAGAAGCUUGUGAAUGACCGACUUCGAGACUUGAAGACUGGCGGGAACCUCGAGGAUGCACUACGUAAGGAGAUGGACCAGGCGAUCUCUACUCCUUUCACCCCUGAAAUCGAGCAGGCUGCUCCCCCGAAGCGAUUCUCAACGUCUUCUUUUACGCAUUUCAAAGGAGAUUUCGAUCCCGAGAGCCACCUAAAACACUUCAAAAGUGUCAUGAUCCUCCACAAGGCCGACGAUGCACUGAUGUGCAAGGCGUUUGCAAUGACAUUGCGAGGAGCAGCUCAGGACUGGUUCCACACCCUGCCAUCUGGGUCGAUCAACAGUUUCAAGGAGCUUGCCUAUGUCUUCACUAAAGAAUACACUUCUUAUCGGACGAUCAAGAAGAACCCAGAUCAUCUGUUCAACCUGCGCAAGAAGCCCGACGAAACCAUUCGAGAUUACAUCAAGAGGUUCAAAGUAGAAAAGGCCAACAUCGUAGGGUGCGACGACCAAAUCGCAUCAUCUGCCUUCAAGAAAGGUCUUCCAGCAGAACACGAGUUAUACCGCGAGCUGACUAUCACUCCCAGCCAGACUUUAGCAGAGGUCUUUGCGACCGCAGAACGCUACGCGCUUUGGGAUGACGAUCGAAUUGCUGCGAAGAAGUCCACUGAGCAGGGAGAUCGGCAGACCAAGCGGGCGGGCAUAAGAAGCGAUGGAUUUAGAACCAAGAACAAGGACAAGCGCAGGUCACACCCACAAGAGGACGCUAAGGCAGGAGAGAACUACACCAAGUUCACUAUCCCUAUACAUCAAAUCCUAGCCCAAGUGAAAAACAAACCUUGGGUAAGAAGACCGCCACCCUUGAAAGGAGACCCAGACAGGAGGGAUACUAGCAAAUACUGUGCCUUCCAUGGGACGCAUGGACACACUACGAACAACUGCUUCGCUUGGAAAGCACACCUCGAAGAACUCGUGAAGGAAGGUCACUGCACGGAAUUCAUCGCUAAGUAG